Lathyrus oleraceus (garden pea) is the source of this 447-nucleotide messenger RNA. RefSeq lists its product as uncharacterized. The transcript has a single exon. The coding region runs from base 1 to 447 and encodes 148 amino acids. NCBI's taxonomy places the organism in Eukaryota, Viridiplantae, Streptophyta, Magnoliopsida, Fabales, Fabaceae. The record is from RefSeq and is a predicted model, not a curated record.
AUGAUACAUCCUCAUUGGGUUAAGGCUAUGAAAAAUGAGAUCCAAGCCCUCGCAACCAACAAAACUUGGACUUUCAUAAUCCUCCCACCAAGUAAAAAGGUAAUUGACUACAAAUGGGUCUACAGGACAACAUUGCAUGCUGAUGGCACCAUAGAAAGACAAAAAUCAAUGUUAGUUUCCAAGGGAUUCACCGAAGUUGAAGGCAGUUACUUCUUAGACACCUUUUCUCCUGUUGCAAAGCUCAACACUGUAAUACUUCUUCUUUCUUUAGCUUCAUCAUUAAAUAUUUAUCUUCAUCAAUUUGAUGUUCAUAAUGCAUUUCUUCAUGGUGAUCUGAAUGAGGAGUUUUACAUGUCCUUACCAAAAUCCAUUACACAUUCUUAUCCAAAUCAAGUUUGUAAGCUUUUAAAAUAUCUUUAUGGGUUAAAACAACCAAGUAGACAAUAG